Messenger RNA from Aspergillus terreus NIH2624, 1623 nucleotides. RefSeq names its product fungal specific transcription factor domain-containing protein. NCBI's taxonomy places the organism in Eukaryota, Fungi, Ascomycota, Eurotiomycetes, Eurotiales, Aspergillaceae. Gene Ontology annotation, biological process: positive regulation of transcription by RNA polymerase II; DNA-templated transcription. The transcript is spliced from 3 exons. Gene Ontology annotation, molecular function: zinc ion binding; sequence-specific DNA binding; DNA-binding transcription factor activity, RNA polymerase II-specific. The record is from RefSeq and is a predicted model, not a curated record. The coding region runs from base 1 to 1623 and encodes 540 amino acids.
AUGGACAGAUACACCUCUGUGAUGCUUGACCGUCCUCCUGCUAUCCCGGACAGAGACAUUGAAAUUGGACUUCCCGCCAACGCUGACGACGAGGUACUCGACAUCGCUAGCACAUCAGGUGCGUUCCCCGAUUUGGAAUCUUUCCAUCGAACGUGCGCUCCACAGGCCGAUCCAGCCGAUACUACAGAAAUGUCGGUCUUCUUAAUGUGCCUACGACUUCGUAAGAUCACUUCAAAGAUACAUGCCAAGUUUCAGCAAAACAGCAGUACGGGUGCCGGACGCGAGACGUCACACAUCGCUCUAGCAACCGCCAGCGGAACGAUCUACGCGGAUCUUGACCAGCUACUGCUGGAGCUAGAACAUUGGCGACGCUUGGCUCCUGUCUUUCAUAGCCCCAAGUGCUUAUAUGAAAGACAGGAAUGGUACGAUCUGCUUCUUAUGCGGGAGAAGCUACUUCUCAUACGUAAAGCGAUUGACCUCGUGCCUAAGCGAAAUAAUGCACCGCCGCGAGACCUUCUCUGCAUCUGUCUCGAGUAUAGCGUUGGAACUAUCAAGACCUUUUGCGCCCUGUUUGAUAGGCAGCUGGUGACGUAUACUCGCAGUUAUUUCCAGACUCUUUUUACGGCGGGUUUGUCUGUGAUGUUUUGCGUCUCCGUGGCAGCAGAUCUUGAUUGUCCGACCCUGGUACAGGCGACUGAAGCCGUGAGCCACGCCGAGAAGACGUUGAAACAGAUGGUACAAGAGCUUCCGGAUGCCAUUCACUACGUCGCUCUGUACGAGGCAUUGCGUGUAGACAUUUUGCGCAAGCUGGGGAACUUCCAACGGCUCGACGCAGUCUCCGGUACCAACCAGGCCGAGCAACCCUAUUCCCCUGGUGCUACAUCUCAAACGAGAGAGAUGCAUUGCCGAUAUCUAUCAGGUUCUGAUAUCCUUCGGCCAGCUCCCGGUAUCCAAGAGACAGCUGCCGACCGUAACCAUCAGUGGCCGGUGCUUACACACAAUGAGGCAGAAAAUCAGAUGCUUUCCAUGCAACCUCAGGAAGCUACGAUGGAGAACCCAUUGCUAUCGUGGGACAUCUUCGGCGAUAACAUCUUCUGGAGCAUCGAGGCCGACAUGUUGGGAGAAUACGUGUAUGGACAUUCAGGCGCUGCCCCGUUCCUGUAUGACGAUUCUACCUCCAAUUCCUCCAAUACCAAUGGGCUUUCCCGCUUUGAUACCGGCAUUGAUAACCUUUGCAACCGCAUCCUGGUACAACGGGCUAUCGUACUUCCCCGGGACGCCGAGGUCCGCACACAGAUCGUUCGAGCCCACCAGGACCCCAUCGACACCCUCCACCGCAAAGAUGUCCUCGGCCAGCUCAACCGCUGCCGGCGUCUCAAUCAUAGGAAUAAGCAUGUGGGACUUGGAUGGCGACCGGACGACGGGCGAUACGCCGGCGUAGUUGCAGGCGAGAAUGAGCUGAGACACCGUGCGCAUGUCGAGGCCGGAGUGUUCCAUGUCGAUGAACACGGCGUGGAUGCCGGCCAUCUUGCACAUCAUGGGCAUUUCAUUGCCGGUGAAGAAUUUGAUGGACAUGAGAGGGGUGAUUUGGCCAUUAAGGAUUCUGGUUCGGAAGGGGUUUGA